Molecule: messenger RNA, 1068 nt
Organism: Sphenostylis stenocarpa
Lineage: Eukaryota; Viridiplantae; Streptophyta; Magnoliopsida; Fabales; Fabaceae
Source: the annotation of a GenBank genome assembly
AUGUAUCAGUAUAGUUCCCAGAUGUACGGAACUGAAUGGGAAUCCUACAUGGGGAUUAGCAACCUAGUCAAGGUUGUUGGAUCAGAACAAGUGAGUGUUGUUGAACCAACAAAAUCACCCUUCAACAUUGUGACCACUCCUCUUCAAAUUCAAACCCCACAAGGUUUUUGUGCAAGUGCAACAAAAGCUCUUGUGAGCUUUCAAGCUCAGCAACAUCAGAUUGAAGUUCCUACUUGGUGCUUUGAGUUUCCAAAGACAACAACAACAGACUCUCACAUGCUGAAUAUUCGCCAAGCUUCUGGGGAUAACUUCACCACAAUCACCACCAAACAAGAUCCCCCCUCCUCUCAAUUCACAAGCUCCUUGUGCCCGGUUGCUGAAUCUUUCUUGUCGUCCAGCAAUGUUGCAGAUUGUCCUUCUUCUGAAAAAUAUUGUAAAAUUACUUCCUAUUCUGAAAAAUAUAGUAGCAUGCAGCCUGAUAGUAUGCCAUAUUACGAUCACUUUUCACAAGAAGAAGAUAAAUUACUGAGAGAUGAUGCUGCCACAGAUGAAAGGCUUCCUGAGAUUUCCUUUCAGAAAAACCAGGUUCUUACUUUUGAGGGUGUGCCACAAAAGCAAGCUCCUCAUCGACUUUGUGGGGUUGCUUGUGUAACUUCUAGCAACUCUGCUUCUAGGAGAGGCAAAAGAAGAAUAAAAUGGACCAAAGAUCUACACGAGCCAUUUAUGAUGAUUGUUAAUAGUCUUGGUGGCCCAGAAAAGGCAAAACCUAAGGCUAUACUAGAUAUGAUGAAAUCAGAUUUGCUAUCCAUUUCUCAUGUUAAAAGUCAUUUACAGGUCUACCAUAAACAUGCACAAACCUUUGCAGGCCAAAUGCAAAUUGAGGAAUCACGGCAACUGCAGCUAGAAGUUAGAAGGAAUAUUUGCCAACAACUAGAGAUGCAACGAAAUUUGCAAGUGCUGAUUCAACAGCAGAGCCAGCAACUAAAAGGAAUGUUAGAUUACCAAAAGGAAAGAGCCAAACUCGAGAAGUUCCUGGACACAGAACUGGAAGCAAUUGUCCCCAAAUGA